UGCCGCCCCAUCUUUCCGCGCCCCGGAGCCGCCAUGGACACGAGUCGCGUGCAGCCCAUCAAGCUGGCCAGGGUUACCAAGGUGUUGGGCCGGACCGGCUCUCAGGGCCAGUGCACUCAGGUGCGCGUGGAGUUCAUGGACGACACGAGCCGCUCCAUUAUCCGCAACGUGAAGGGGCCAGUGCGCGAGGGGGACGUUCUCACCCUGCUGGAGUCGGAGCGCGAGGCCCGGCGGCUGCGCUGAGCGGGAACUGGGGCCGCCCCUGCUCCCGAAUCGUCCGUCGAGGGAUGGAGCUCGUUCGGCCGUGGGGCGCGGAUGGGGAGGAGCAUAGCGGCCGUGUCACUGCAAUAAAGAGUUUUUCCAGUA
This is a messenger RNA of Catharus ustulatus (Swainson's thrush), 366 nucleotides long. It is a transcript of the gene RPS28, whose product is annotated as ribosomal protein S28. Gene Ontology annotation, biological process: ribosomal small subunit assembly; maturation of SSU-rRNA; translation. The transcript has 3 exons. Lineage: Eukaryota; Metazoa; Chordata; Aves; Passeriformes; Turdidae. The record is from RefSeq and is a predicted model, not a curated record. Gene Ontology annotation, cellular component: cytosolic small ribosomal subunit; ribosome. Bases 34 to 243 code for a protein of 69 amino acids. Gene Ontology annotation, molecular function: structural constituent of ribosome.